AUGACUCACAAUAAUUCUACAUCAUUUGAAACACCAAAUAGAAGUGGUAAUUAUGUAAAUAGAUCAUCUUUAACUUCACCAACAUCACCAAUAACACCAAUACCAUCUCUUAUUUUAAAUCAAACUGAUACCUCCAUAGGUCCACAACGUACUGUUAGAAGACAACAAAGACCUCAAAGACCAAAUGCAAGUCAUCCACCAACAACAAAUAUUGUAGAAAAAAUAUUGGUGUAUGAAACAUUGCACAGAAAUUGUGUUUCUCAAUACUAUGCAACUGGUAAGAUUUCCUCUCGUUUUAUUAGGACCUGUAUAUUAAAUGCUGGCGGUACAAAUUCAAAUGAAAAUAAAGUUGUUCUAUCCAAAUUGGUUAAAUGGGUCAACAAUAAACGUGGUAACACACGUAUUAAAGCCCUAAAUACCCUUAGACUUUUAGUUAGAAAUAAAGUAGAACAGUUCAGCGAGUUGCUCUCUCAGGUUCCAGCAUUAAUGGAGUAUGAAUCGAUAACUCCUUUUGAUUUGGCCACUCUUAUUAUCGAUACAGUUACCUUAGAAGCUUUUGACUCCGAUCCUUUUGUAAAGUUCUUAGUGUCUCAAUGCUUUACAAUUGAAGAAAAAGAAUGGUACAGCGGUUCCAAACCUCUUAUUUCUUUAAUAGUUAAAGCAUUGCGUGGUGUUUCUCAAAAGUUCAUUGACUCUCCUGAUGAACUUACUUACACUGAAAAGGUUGCUUUUGAAUUCACUUCAAUACCUCUUUAUGCUCCACUAAAUUAA
Molecule: messenger RNA, 771 nt
Organism: Dictyostelium discoideum AX4
Lineage: Eukaryota; Evosea; Eumycetozoa; Dictyosteliales; Dictyosteliaceae
Exons: 3
Coding region: 1-771 (256 amino acids)
Source: RefSeq, a predicted model, not a curated record